Messenger RNA from Venturia canescens, 2364 nucleotides. RefSeq names its product myrosinase 1-like. The record is from RefSeq and is a predicted model, not a curated record. Lineage: Eukaryota; Metazoa; Arthropoda; Insecta; Hymenoptera; Ichneumonidae. Gene Ontology annotation, molecular function: beta-glucosidase activity. Gene Ontology annotation, biological process: carbohydrate metabolic process. The transcript has 3 exons. The coding region runs from base 163 to 1650 and encodes 495 amino acids.
CGUUCGACGAAUGUUCUUUUCAAUUGAUGUUCAGUCGAUUGUAGCACGAGAAGUAAUGUGCGAAUCAUCAUUUCAUAUUUAAUACGAAUUCACACUGAUCAUUUUCAAGGUACCAACCGUACCUGUCAUCGACGAUUGUUCACUGGAUUCCUGUAUCACAUAAUGAAGCUAAUUCAUUUUUUGCUGUUGACGUUUUUCCUAAUUUCCAGUGUACGAACCGAUGAAAAUAUUACGCAGUAUAUGAAAUUCCCAUCAGGAUUCAUACUGGGAGUGGCAACAUCUUCAUACCAGGUUGAGGGUGGUUGGAAUGCAAGUGACAAAGGUGUAAAUGCAUGGGACCAACAUACUCAUAGGAACCCGUCACUCAUCCGAGAUGGAAGUAAUGGCGAUGUCGCUUGCGACUCUUACCAUAAGUAUAAAGAGGAUAUUGCAAUAUUGGAGGAUCUCGGAGUCGAUUACUACCGCAUUUCUCUCAGCUGGUCACGGAUUUUGCCAACCGGCUUCGCGAACAAUGUUAGCCAUGAUGGAAUUGAGUACUACAAGAAUUUGUUGGACGAGCUUAAGACUAAAGGGAUAAAGCCCCUGGUCACGAUCUAUCACUGGGAUCAUCCAGCAAUACUUGAAGAUAUGGGCGGAUGGACGAAUGAAUUGAUGGUCACUUGGUUCGCGGAUUACGCAAAAGUCGUUUUCAACGAAUUAGGGGACCGCAUUGGAAUGUUCGUUACGAUUAACGAACCCGAAGCACAUUGUGCUUUUUCUUACGAUGAACCGCGGAGUUUUCCAGGUGUGACACUUCCUGAAAUCGCCACGUAUUUAUGCUUGCACAAUAAACUGAAAGCACAUGCAAAAGUUUAUCAUAUGUACGACAAGGAAUAUCGAAGCCGGCAAAAUGGAAAGAUCGGUAUUACAUUUGGCUGUACGAAUUAUUACCCGAAAUAUGCCAACGAUAAAGUGACACCAGAUGUAUAUUUCUCCUUUAAAUGCGGCUGGGCGGCUGAUCCGAUAUUCUCCGAAACUGGCGAUUAUCCCAAAGUAAUGAAAGAGCGAAUCAGUGAAAAUAGCAAGUUGGAAGGUUACCCGAGAUCAAGACUUCCGGUAUUCAGUCAAGAUGAAAUCGAUAAUAUAAAAGGCAGUGCCGAUUACAUGGGCAUCAAUCAUUACACUUCGCUUUUGACGGAACCAGCACCAAAAUCCAAUACGACUGAAUGGUACAAGGACCAUGGGGUGAUUGAGAGUGUUAACGCCAGUUGGCCUCGAGCUGCCUCGUCCUGGCUUUUUAUUGUCCCUGAAGGAUUCGGCAAUUUGCUCAGAAUAUUGAAAAAUCGUUACGGCAAUCCUCCGAUUUACAUCCUUGAAAACGGAUUCUCUGAUCAUGGCACGAGCCUCAAUGAUAUUCAAAGAAUUCAAUACCUCCAUGAUUAUAUUCAAGAGUUGCUUUUGGCCGUCAAUCGUGAUAACUGCAAUGUAAAAGGGUACUUUCUUUGGAGUUUUCUCGAUAGCUUUGAAUGGUCUGUUGGAUAUACCGAACGUUUUGGUAUUGUAAGUAUUGACUUUCAACAGGCCGACAGACCCAGAACAUCAAAACUCUCUUACAGUUGGUUCAAACAGUUACUCCAGUCACGUGAUCUUUCUUUAACGAGUAUGCCUUAGAACUCACUGGAUUCAUUCUAAAACAUUUCAAUGUUUCAUUUAAAAAUUCAUUUUCACUGCGAUUUUUUUAAUCAAAUGAAUAAAAAUCGUAAAAUAAAGUACCUAACAUUAGUCAUAAACUUGAGUAUUCAGAGCGGAAGUAAACAAGCCAAUCGUCGAACAUAUCAAGCAAGCAUCUGGCCCUCAACCCGCUCAACAUAGCAAAAAAUAAUGUUUGUAAUGACGAAUCACUCAAUAUGUCAAUUUUUGAAAACAUUGGAUUGGGAUAAAAUUUUAGAAUGACUAAAAUUUCCAACAGCUAAAAUCUCAAGUUUAUAAUAUUCUAAUGAUAAUAUGGAAGCAGAUCAAUUCGACUAGAGUUUUGAAUGUUGAAAAUAAAUAAAAUAAAAAAUUCAAAGUUCGAAACACGUUUACAUCGAAAAUAGAAUGUAACAAUCACCCAUAGAACAACGACUAAAAUAUCGAUUUUCCGAAAAUUUACUUUUUCGAUUCGUAAAUCACUACAAUCAGCAAUACUGUGAAUAUUCACAAUUUCGAAAAUAUAAUAACGAAAGACUAAAUAUUACUGAGGUUGAAAUUGUUACGUCCAGAAGGGACGAACGUGGAUAAAGCAAGGUUCAAGUUUAUUAAAAAAAUACUGCAAAUUAAAAUUUGCAAAUUGCUUCCUCAAGAUGGUCAAGAUGCAUGGUGCUCAAGAUGCACAUUGCUCUAUGA